GAUUCUGCAGAUGUUGGUGAAGAGGACAGCUUCUUGGGUCAGACUUCUGCCAGCCCCAAUCCACCACAGACUUUCAACUACUUCUCUCAAGUACCUAGUAGCAGCGAUCCAUUCGGAAGCAUUGGGCAGCCACCCUUAACAACUGUUGCACCGCCUGUUGGAGCCCCGGCCUUCUCCAGGCCUCCAACUUCACUUCCACUUGGGUCUGGGUCACAGGAUGGGCAAAAUGCCUUUUCACCGCACAUUCCAAAGUCCCAGUCCUCUUACGGUGCACCACCUACUUCUCAGGUGGGAGUCGCGGCUUAUCCGACUCCUCAGCAGAGCUGUCCUCCGCCUGCAAAUGCGUCUACUCUUCCCCAAGGAGCAUCUCAGCAGGGGUAUAACCCUUAUCGACACACCACCCUGAGCAGCAGAGCGAACCCAUACCUUACUCCGCCACAGCUGCAGCAGAGUCAUGCAUCUCCUCACCCACCAUCCUCUGUGCCGCCUGUCCAGAUGUAUCAGACCCCUCCGGGGUCGUUGACACAGUUUCCACCGUCUCAGUCACAGCUCCGAGCUCCCCGGCCUGCAGGUCCGCUGGUUCAGGCACCUCCUGUUUUGCUGCAGAACCAAUAUGAGCCAGUUCAGCCGCACUGGUUCUACUGUAAGGAGGUAGAGGACAAGCAAAUAUGGAUGCCAUUUAGCAUUCUGGAUUCUGCAAAACUAGAGGAAGUCUAUAAUUCUGUCCAGCCUGAUCCUGAGAGUGUGGUUCUGAGCACUGACGGGGGACGCUAUGAUGUAUACCUGUAUGACAGAAUAAGGAAAGCUGUCUACUGGGAAGAAGAGCCUUCUGAAGUGAGACGAUGCAUGUGGUUUUAUAAGGGAGACAAGGAUAGCCGGUUUAUUCCUUACACUGAGGAUUUUAGUGAUAAGCUAGAGGCAGAAUAUAAAAGGGCUGUAACUACGAAUCAAUGGCACCGGCGACUUGAAUUUCCAAAUGGGGAGACAAUUGUUAUGCAUAAUCCCAAGGUCAUAGUUCAGUUCCAACCCUCUGCCACACCGGAUGAAUGGGGCACGACUCAAGAUGGUCAGGCAAGGCCAAGGGUAGUAAAACGUGGAAUUGAUGAUGACCAUGAUGAAAUUCCUGAUGGAGAAAUGUCCCAAAUUGACCAUCUAGUAUUUAUGGUUCAUGGCAUAGGGCCUGUGUGCGACUUGAGAUUUAGAAGCAUUGUUGAAUGUGUUGAUGAUUUUAGAACUGUUUCUCUGAAGUUGUUGCAGACUCACUUUAAGAAAUCUUUAGAGGAACAUAAAGUGAGCAGGGUGGAAUUUCUCCCAGUUCACUGGCAUAGUUCUCUGCACGGAGAUGCAACAGGUGUGGACAGGAACAUAAAAAAAAUCACUUUGCCGAGCAUUGGACGCCUGCGCCACUUCACCAAUGAAACACUCCUUGACGUACUGUUCUACAACAGCCCCACCUACUGUCAGACCAUUGUGGAUAAAGUGGGGUUGGAAAUGAAUCGUUUGCAUGCACUUUUCAUGAGUCGCAACCCAGACUUCAAAGGAGGAGUCUCUGUGGCUGGGCACAGUUUAGGUUCCUUAAUUCUAUUUGACAUACUCUCUAACCAGAAGGACUUGGCUUCAUCAGUAAGUAGUGGACCGUUCUCUGGUGUUAAUGGGACUGUAAAGGACGUGGCUGUUCAUGAUAAACAGAUGACUGAAGAUACCAGUUCCUUGGGCUCCUCAAUUACUACUUCUGGUGAUGACCUUUGUGAGCCUGAAGCAGAUGAUGAUGUUCCUACUUUGCAGAAGACUCUGGAAAUGCUUAGCUUGUCGGAGUAUGCAAGCACAUUUGAAAAGGAGCGAAUUGACAUGGAAUCUCUGCUCAUGUGCACAGUUGAUGAUCUGAAGGAAAUGGGGAUACCUCUUGGACCAAGAAAGAAAAUAGCUAAUUUUGUAAAAGAUAGAGCAGCCAAGCAGGAACAGAAGAAAACACUAGCAGAAAAGAAAGCAGUGCUGGCUGCCACACUCCAAACUCAAGAAGAUGCCCAGAAGGCAAAAGAGACAGUUACUUCUGUCUCCCCUUCAGAGUCUGGGCAGCUGCACUCAAAGAGGAGGCUUCCAGUUGGUGCAUCUGUUUCUUCUGUGAACAUUGACUAUGAGUAUUUUGAAAUUGGAACUGGUCAGGUUUCUGUGGCUUACAGUGCAUUGGACUUUGAACCAGAUAUUUUCUUUGCUCUUGGUUCUCCUAUUGGUGUGUUCCUUACUGUGAGGGGUGUGGAGAAGAUAGAUGAAAACUACAGACUUCCUACCUGCAAGGGAUUCUUCAAUAUCUAUCAUCCACUUGAUCCAGUAGCUUACAGGUUAGAACCGAUGAUCAUUGAAGACAUCGAUUUAAAGCCAGUUCUCAUUCCACAUCAUAAAGGCAGAAAAAGACUUCAUCUGGAGUUGAAAGACUCUCUCUCUCGUAUGGGAUCUGAUCUAAAACAGGGUUUUAUUAGCUCUUUGAAGAGUGCCUGGCAGACUCUUAACGAAUUUGCACGUGCUCAUACAUCUUCAACUCAGCUACAAGCAGAACUGGAGAAAGUAGCUAACCAAAUUAAAGAGGAAGAAGAGAAACAAGUGGUAGAAGCUGAAAAGAUCUCUGAAAGUCCAGACCCUCCAAAAGAUGAAGAUUUUCUGGUGAAGGUUGGAAUGCUGAAUGGAGGACGUCGUAUUGACUAUGUUCUACAAGAAAAACCAAUAGAAAGCUUCAAUGAAUACCUUUUUGCUUUACAGAGUCAUUUGUGCUAUUGGGGAUCUGAAGACACUGCUUUGCUGUUUCUCAAAGAAAUAUACAGGACUAUGAAUAUCAAUCCUGAGCAGCCACAGCAUUGAUGUAUAGAAACGUGAAUUUCCAUACCUAUUGCUCCGACAGACCUGGUGAAAAACGCUUUGAAGAACAUCUAGUAUUUUCAUAGUUACAGAUGACAGGAUAAGCGUCAGACUUUUUCUCUGCCAGUCCAGAACUUGCUGAGAUUCUACCUUCUUGUGUCACUUCAAGCAAACUUAAAUUUUGAGAUGAUCAGCAUUGUCAUUCAAGAGAUGGAUGGAAUGACACGCUUUUGAUCUUAAAUCAGUUUAAUUGUGCAGUUGCCAAGUGAAAGGUGAUCGCCGAAGAGGUGGUUUUUGGCACACAAAUGAUUACUUCUCUCCUUCAGCUGUCCCGUCUCAGCUGACUGUCAAACAUGCUUUGCCUAUCAAGGUAGCAUGUCCUUAUUAAAAAAGACUUGUUGAGAAACAGCAAUAAUCUGCUUUUCUUGACGCAUUUGUUGGUCCACCUUUUAAAAAUAAAAUGUGAACUGUAGUUAUAACCGUCUUUAAUACAGAUUGCACAAACCAGUUCAUAUUUACUAAAUAUUAGCAACCAGAAUAAUUUUCUUACUAUUGUAAGUGUGAUGGAGAUUAUUUUAUAAAGACCUUUUUAAGCCUCUGUUAAGAGUUUUAUGGUGGAGUUUUUUAAGUAAAAAUGAACCUUUGACUUUGAAAAUGUUAGAAGUUUGUUACAGCUAGUUCAGUGUUCACAUCUCCUGAAAUGAAUAACAAUUUAAAAUAACAUUUUGGUCUGGUAAUUAAGGUAAUUUUAGUGAAACUUGACUGCAGUUAUGAGAACUAAAAUACUUACCUUGAUCUUGCAAUUUAAUAUCUCAAAACAGUUAAUGUAAAUAGAGGAAUCUGAAGCUUACGGCUGCUAGAUGAUAAUCUAGGUCCAUACCUACAAUCCAGACUCCAUUUUCAUGUAAUGAGGUUGAGAUGAUUUGGGUAGUAUGAAAUCCUUUGAACUCAUGUCUCUGAAUACUGAGCAUCUGUAGCUUUCCUCUGGCUUCAACUUACAUGCAGAUUGUGGCUUUUCUUAAUAUUAGUGACUAAACCUUACUACUGACUAUUUACCUCUGUUAUUGCAGUAAAUGAAUUUUGAAAUGCAGAAUUUUUUUUUUCUUGGUAUAUGUAAAAAUACACAUUAUUGUGUAUAUAUUUUGGUUAUUAUAAUUAAAAAUACCUUCCAGUGGGUCUUUACAGCAAGAUUUUGUGUUUCAUCACAGAAAAUAGAUGGGAGGAGGCCUCUGGAGAGGUUGCCUAGUCCAGCUCCCCUGCUCAAGGCAGGAGUGGCUUAGGGCCUUGCUCAAAGAUGGAGAUCCUUCACCUCUCUGGGCCCUAUUCUAAUGUUUCACUACUAUGAUUGCAAAUUUUUUUUCUAAUAUACAGUUGGAAUUUCCCAUCUGGAGCUUGUCUGUUUCCUCUUGUCCUUCUGUGCAUCUUCAAGAAUAAUGCCUCUGUCUUCUCUUGUGCUGUCACAUUAGGUAGUAGAGGACAACAGUACAAUUUUCCUGUUUGGCUGCUCCAGACUGGACACUUCCCUUGACCUCUUCUUGCACGCCAUGUGCUGUGACCCUAUGAGUCCUCUUGGGACUUUCCACUGGACUUGCUUUAGUUUAUUGAAGCCCAUCUUGUUCUGGGAAGCCAGUUUGCCAAAGAAUACUUUUUAUCCAAAACAAAAUGUAUUUGUAUCUUUGUAAAUUGGCCUCUGGAGACCAAGUUUUCUGAGCUUUAUGAUCUGCUUUGUUAGCUAGAAUACAAAUAAUAUAUUAAAUAAAAAAUCAAUAAAAAUCCACAAACCACAACCACUGACCUCAUUUUCAUCUUAAGUACCAUAGAGUGGAAGGCUCUACACUUACAUUUAUCAACUCUAUGCAACACUGAAUAGUCUGAUGAAUAUGCUUAAAUAGCUCCCAUGGUGCCUUGUUCCCUUUUUUCUUUUACUGUAAAGCUGAUGGCCUGUCAUUCAGCCCCCUGGGAGGGAACUGCAGCACCCAGGAGCAGUAAAAUUUUGUGUUGCAUGGGGUGACCCUGGCUGGCAAGGAGCUUGCCUUGCAAUGGAAGGAUGCACAGGAGGAUAUUUGCAGGUGAAGGAGAAUCAUCUGGAGCGGAGAAAUGAUUCUGGGAAUACAUCAUUAAAAUCAGUCCUAGUUAUAUAAAUAAAAGUGUGACUGCAACUACAAUAACUAGCAAUUCUUACACCUUGAAAGCAAAGUUAAGGAAGGAAAAAUGACAGCCUAACCAAUGGUUACAUGAAACAGAGAAAAACUCUAUAAACAAAUGGAAUUUAAAGAGUGAAUGUGUAUCUGCUACAGAUGUAUGUUACUUCCCCAGCAGAAAUCUUCCUAGAAUGCUGCAACAGCUUAUUAGACAGACCAUAUACAGCACAGCAUCUGAUAUGUGGUGCUAUAGGUUCGCUGGGUUUUAUUUAUUUUGAGGUUUUUUUUUUAAAUAGUAGUAGGUAUUAUAAUCCAUAAUUAAAUAGUGCUAAUUAAACUUUAAUUAUGUAAUCCAUAAACAAAACUUCAGUGCUUUCCCUGCCAUGUUUUCAUCUGUGCUGGAGUGAUCGUAAACAUUUAAAAAAAAAAAAAGUUUUUCCAGACAAAGAGGUUUUAAAAUCAAAGUAUCUGUGUAGCAGGGCCUAAUAGCAGUGCAAAGGAGGGGAAAUAGUUCACCCUACCCCAUAGUGCUGGGGAUUAUAACCCUUCCCUUGCCACUCGGAUUCUGCCCUGCCUUGUCUUGUCAUCUGGCCGUGUCACCAUGAAAGUGUCCUCAGAAAAACCCCAAGUGUUCUGCUUCAGCCUUCCAUCCCAGCCCUGGAGCCUCCACAGGAGAAAAGAGGUUUGAAACUGUAAAUUAACUUACUGAAAAACAGAUGGAGGCUGAAGAGCAGGCAGAAGUGGGGAAGGGCAGCCAGGGUGGGGCUGUGGAAGUUCUUGAUUCUGUAUUGUUGGUACUUGCAGCAUUCCCAUCAGUACUCUGAGGCGAGGGGCUCUAGGAUCCCCCUGAAAAAUGUAGUUCACGUCUGUUGUUAAUUUUAAGCUCUUCAGUGUGAAAUUGGAAGCUGAGACAGUUUCCUUAAGAUGGGUUAAAUGGAGAAAAAGGUCACCUAUUCUCUGUCACCUAUCCCUAGUGUCUUUUUAGCAAUUAGGCUGUGGGCUUUGACUUAUUCCAGGUUUUCAUGGGAGAGAUGGGUAAAUCUUGGCUGUGUUCUGCAGCCCUGAUCAUGUGUCUACAGCUGCCGCAGGGCUCAUGUGGAAAUACAGACUGCAGUCAGGAGCAGUCCUGGGCUGAAUGGAGUUGUGCUAAUAGGCACCUGGAGGUGCUCAGGAAUAUGGCAACAAGAGUGAUGUUGGCACCAUCUGCAUAUCCUGAGAGCGAGCUCCGGGGGGUGUACUCUGAGGUGCUUAAAACAUCCUUGAGACAGAUCACCAUGGAGUAGUUCAUGCAGAGACAAAAGACUGCUAGUCCCUUGUAGGAGAGGAGAAAAGAAUACAUGACUAAGUUGCUGACAGAAGCCACUCAAUAGGGUGCCCAGUAGAGGAUUCAUCUUGCCCCUGUGACUUUUGUAAAAACAUUUUAUCUCCCUUCCUACUCCUGAAAACCUGCAGUGUUAUUUGGGGACAGAUAGUCAUCAUUAAAGUCAUAAGCAACAACAAGCUGUUCUAGGAAAUGCUGCAGUCACAGAAAACAGGUCACCUGGGGCCAUGAAUGAGCUGCUCUAAUGCCACCUGUGUCCUGGCCAGCAGGAGAGCCUGGCUCCCUCCUUUCAGCAGCUCAGCUUGGCUGAGCUCCUUCCAUCAGUAUUUUCUGCAAUUAACACAUCCAUGCUACGUGUUCUCCAGAGGAUCUUCUGAACUUGAUGCUCUCUCCCUGCGCUGCUCUGACGCAGCCUUUCACUUUUGUACCAGGAGACUAUCUCUGCCCCCUAAUAUGUUUGAAGAUCUGAAGACUUCUGACAAGAUACGGCGCUUCGUUUAAUGCAAGUGUCAAAAAUGGGAUGCUUACUCUCCUUCUGUGAGGAAACUGCUGUGCUGAACGGUAUGCAGUGCUUCCAGAUAAGCACAUAUGUAACAUUGUGUUGAUCUUCUAUCUACAAAUCCGUUAAAAUGCACAUUUUUUGAAAAUAUGUUCAUUGAAGGAUGUAAGUUCUCUCACUUUUCCACAAGCACUUCAUCCUGUAGUAUUACAACAUGUGUGGGAACCAAAGAUUGUUGGUGAGUUCCCCAAAGCCACAGUUGCAGUGAAGGGCGCAGACAGAAAAAGUACACAGCGUACAGAAUACAUUGCAAAAAAAACCCUGGAAAAGUGAAAAGCUAACCGGUUUCUGCUGAAAGGUUACACCUUUCAGGAUAUUCCUUUCGUAUGCUAAUUCACGCUUUGACACAGUCCAGUUUUGCAUUCAGGCCUUGUGGAAAAUUACUUUUCAGGUGGAAAUUUUAAUGAAUUAAUUCCAAGGAAAAAAUUAGAGCCUCUCUAAGAAAGAUUCCCAUUUGAGUGAAAUUGAAUUUUUCAUUGAAAACUUAUUUCUCUUG
This is a messenger RNA of Athene cunicularia (burrowing owl), 7367 nucleotides long. RefSeq names its product SEC23 interacting protein (gene SEC23IP). The record is from RefSeq and is a predicted model, not a curated record. Gene Ontology annotation, biological process: endoplasmic reticulum to Golgi vesicle-mediated transport. The coding region runs from base 496 to 2853 and encodes 785 amino acids. Gene Ontology annotation, cellular component: COPII-coated ER to Golgi transport vesicle. NCBI's taxonomy places the organism in Eukaryota, Metazoa, Chordata, Aves, Strigiformes, Strigidae. Gene Ontology annotation, molecular function: metal ion binding; protein binding. The transcript is spliced from 18 exons.